AUGAGCGUGCCGCCUUCAAGCGCUCCUCCUAUUCCUCCCACAACCUUCCAAACACCAAAUGGAUCGAAUAAUGCAUCACCCAAAGAUCUUCGGGACUUUCUCAAAUCUUUAAAUGAUGACAAUCCACCAUUAGUACUAGACAAAUCACUUUGGCUACGCCUGAUUGCAAGCCUCCUCGAGCAAGUCUUUGGUUGCUUUCCUUAUUUCAAGCCAACAAUGCUAGGCACCACCAACGAGCGCAUCGAGCUCACAGACGUCACGCUCGAUGUCUUUUCACGUGUUGGAAAAAGGGCUGACUCGCUUGACUGGCUUUAUUCCGAUGAGGAACAUCUAUCCAAAAAAGUAUUUGUGCACCUUUUGGGCCUUUGCACUUCAACAGAAUCAUGGAUGGAAGUCACCGAUUCAGGCGAUUCAGGCGGUGCAUCUAACACGCUCUAUUCCAAGGCUUGCGGAACUCUCGUUGAUUUCUUACAACUUUUGUCAUUUUCAAGUGUUCCAGGAGGAGACUCUAGUGAUCUACAAAGGGGAGUCCUGCAGGACAUUUUGUAUGAAGCGACAAACUUGUGCACUAGUGAGUCUAAUUGA
Molecule: messenger RNA, 585 nt
Organism: Suillus subalutaceus
Lineage: Eukaryota; Fungi; Basidiomycota; Agaricomycetes; Boletales; Suillaceae
Exons: 1
Coding region: 1-585 (194 amino acids)
Source: RefSeq, a predicted model, not a curated record